AUGGAGGCCGCCUCUGCGCGUGCGGCCGCCCGCGACCGCUGGGGCGAGUACGGCGGCCGUACGCCGUCGCACCUCGAGCGCUACAUCCAUUCGGCGUGCAGCCCGGACAACUACGAGCCCAACCUAGCGCUCAACCUCGAAAUCUCAGACCUCAUCAACCAAAAAAAGGGCGCCGCGCCGCGCGAGGCCGCCACGUCCAUUGUCACCUACAUCAACCACCGCAACCCCAACGUGGCGCUGCUCGCGCUCGCGCUGCUUGACAUCUGCGUCAAGAACUGCGGCUACCCCUUUCACUUGCAAAUCGGCACCAAGGAGUUCCUCAACGAGCUCGUCCGCCGCUUCCCCGAGCGGCCCCCGCUGCGCGCCACGCGCGUCCAGGGGAAGAUUCUCGAGGCGAUUGAGGAGUGGCGCAUGACGAUUUGCGAGACGAGCCGCUACAAGGACGACCUCGGCUUCAUCCGCGACAUGCACCGCUUGUUGAGCUACAAGGGCUACAUGUUUCCCGAGGUUCGGCGCGAGGACGCGGCCGUGCUAAAUCCAAGUGAUAAUCUCAAAUCUGCCGAAGAAAUGGAACAAGAGGAACGCGAGGCGCAGUCGGCUAAGCUGCAGGAGCUCAUCCGCCGCGGGACGCCCGCGGACCUGCAAGAGGCCAACCGCCUGAUGAAGGUCAUGGCCGGCUACGACACGCGGUCCAAGACGGACUACCGCGCCAAGGCGGCCGAGGAGGUGGGCAAGAUCCAGGCCAAGGCGCGGCUACUAGAGGAGCGUCUUGAGGCCUUUCGCCCGGGCGAUACCAUGACAGACGGCGACGUCUUUGCCGAGCUCGCGUCGUCGUUGCAGAGCGCGCAGCCCAAGAUUCAGAAAAUGUGCGAGGAGGAGUCGGACGACCACGAGGCCGUCGCCAAGUUGUUUGACAUCAACGACAGCAUACACCGCACCGUCGAGCGCUACAAGCUCAUGAAGAAGGGCGACCUCGAGGGCGCUGCCAAGGUGGCUGCUGGCGGGCCCACGCCGUCGCAGACGGCGACGGUGGCUGGUUCUGGGAGUGGUGCCGCGGGCGAGCUGUCGCUGAUUGACUUUGAUGCUGAUGCGGCUGAUGCCAAUGGUGGCGGCGGCGGCGCGUCGCAGGCGGGAAGCACGCAGGGUAUUGAGAAUGACCUCUUGGGGCUGGAUAUUGGCGGCGGCUCCGGCGGUAGCUUUGGCCAGGGCGGAAGCAUCGCGCUCGGAUUCGGCGCCAACCAAAAUAUCCCCGGCCCCGCGCUACUCUCUUCCCUGACAGACAACAGCACCGCCAGCAACAACAAUAACAACACUAGCCACAUGGCCGCUUCGGGCAGCAGCAGCAGCCAAUUCAUGUCCUUUGCAUCGGCAUCCGCGUCAAAGUCCACCACGCCCAACCCGACCGCGUCCGCCGUCGCCCCCCCUCCUCCUCCUGCGGAUCCCUUUGCCGCGUUCAUGUCGCAGUCGAGCACCGCCGGCAAGCAACCUGCCGCCGAAGACGACGAGUGGAGCUUUUCCUCGGCCUUGCCCGAAGCGGCGUCCUCGCAGCAACCACCGCGCGAGCACAAGAGCGUCAUUGCAGACGGGAGCGUGCGCGCCGAGUUUCUGGCGAAUCGCGCCACGGCGUCGUCGCCGGCCAUUGAUAUGCUGUUUUCGUUUUCCAAUAAUACAGCGCAGCCUGUUUCUGAGCUGCACUUUCAGCUCGCCGUGACCAAGGGCUACGAACUCAAACUCAAGCCGCAGACGGGUCGCGACCUCGCGCCCAAGCAGAGCAGGGGCGUUACCCAGCACGUUGCCGUGCACGCCGCUGCCGGAGGCGCGCACAGGGUCAGCUCGGUCAAACUGCGCUGGCGGGCGGCGUACAAAGUGGCGGGGGAGCAAAAGGCGGAGAUGGGCGAGAUUGCCGAGUUUAGCAUUGCGUGA
Messenger RNA from Cordyceps militaris CM01, 1923 nucleotides. RefSeq names its product ADP-ribosylation factor-binding protein GGA1. Gene Ontology annotation, molecular function: ubiquitin binding; phosphatidylinositol binding. The transcript has 4 exons. The record is from RefSeq and is a predicted model, not a curated record. NCBI's taxonomy places the organism in Eukaryota, Fungi, Ascomycota, Sordariomycetes, Hypocreales, Cordycipitaceae. Gene Ontology annotation, biological process: Golgi to vacuole transport; protein transport to vacuole involved in ubiquitin-dependent protein catabolic process via the multivesicular body sorting pathway; Golgi to endosome transport. The coding region runs from base 1 to 1923 and encodes 640 amino acids. Gene Ontology annotation, cellular component: trans-Golgi network.